GCUUAUAUAAAAUGUAAGUUUAUUUUUUUAAGAAUUUUUUUUUGUACAUAAUUUAUUUACAGUUUUUAUUUAUAUUUAUAGACAUUACUGCACAUGCGCACUUUUGUGGACCUAACUUAACUUCCGGUAGACUUCCAAAUAGAAUCAAUAACAACAGCCAAGUCCCUCUAGAGUAAUUUUUUUUUUUUUUUUUGAUAACAAACAAAAUAUGUUUGCUGCGUAAAUCAGGUGGACUUAAUGAAAAUGCUAAUUUAUUAUUUCUGAGCAGGAGAUGCAUAAAGCGCAAGAAAUAGAGGUUUCCCCAGUAACUGUUGUAAACAAAGCAGAGCUGGUAUGCUCACACGCUGCUUUAUCAGGCAUAUUACAUGCAAGUCUUCCUUCAGAAAUAGUGAUAUAAAAACACCCGUGCCUCGUUUUGAUAUUUAAACAUCUAAAUGUAAGGAAUUAUUAUUAUUAAACUUAUUAUUAAAGCAGUACGUAUCGUUACUCAUGUUUAUUCAACAAAGCCUUUUUGAAAAUCAAUCAGUUUUAAAAUCGUGGCGAGUCUCCAAAAAUAAAUAAAUGUAUGGGAAACACAUCCCAAAGCACAACCACCUGAGCCCAACUUCAGUCUACUCAUCACCUUAACUUUAACUGUGUUUGUAGAAGGCACCAUAGUCAGACCGAUAUACACAACACAGACCGGAAGGUUAACUUAAGGCCAGGAGCAUGCACCCGAUGAAACCGUCUAUAUUUUAUUUUGUUUUUGUACUACAGCAAGAAAAUUUGAUACAUUUCACCUGUGGACAGUGGCUAGGUAGCUUUAGGUAAAAGCUUUGUCCGCACUGGAGGCCCGUGAGAGACAUUGAUCAGAUGGAAACACUGAAUCACAUGGAUAUUUUAUGUGACAGAUCUCAGGGGCAAAGGUGGAUACUGGCCUCGCUUCACAUGUGUGUGCAUUCAGGAGAGACGGAAGCCUGCUGGGAGCGUCUUUAAUAACCAGAGAUGUGCCACUUAACAAGUGAUUUCACAACUACAGAUCCGACACCUGGCUCUGGUUCCUGUGGAUGCCUGUCCUCUCCAGCUGACUGAAAAUGGCAAAGAAAGACUAUCUGCUAGAUGCAGCCCAACAGAUUCGAAUGGCACUGGACCGAGAAGUCAAUGAAGACUAUGAGGCGGCAUUCAGCUACUAUAAGAAUGGGGUUGAUCUGCUGCUCAAUGGAGUUCAAGUGGAUCCAAAUAAAGAGAGACGUGAAGCCGUGAAACGGAAGACCACUCAAUAUCUGAAGAGAGCCGAGGAGAUCUUCAUCUCUUACUUACAGGACAACAUUGCUAAAGGAUCCACUCAUUUAGGAGGUUAUAGUAGCUUGCGCUUUCGAUCAAUCAGACAUCUAAGUUCACCAGUGGAGAAUCUAGCAAAGUGCAAAGUCGUUGGAAUCAUUGAUAAGGUACUGACGGUUGAAAGUCUGACAAGCAAGGAGACAUUUAUCGUUAAGAGUUUACCAAAGUCGAGCUGGGAGAGUCGUGAGAGGUCGACCAUCAUUCCUCAGGGAGUGCCCUUCAUGGUGAAGCUGCUAAAAUAUUACGUCAGUGAAGACACUGUGUUCCUUCAUCUAGAACAUAUUCAAGGUGGAAGACUCUUUUCCAGACUCCACAGGGUCAGAAGUGAAGCAGUCAGGGAGCAUCCAGAGUGCUUCAGCCCCAACCAGCACAAAAUCUAUCUGAAGAAUAGCUACACCCUCCCUGCUCUCCGUCAGGAGAUUUACCUCAAUGAGAAUUAUGGGAGAAUUAAACCUCUUGAGAGUACAGGCAGCCCAACUAAACAUUGUCUUGAGAACUGUACAACUCACUCCUACUGUGAAGAUUCAGGACACCAACAGGGGGGUUCUCUAGGUUUGUAUGCAACAAGGACACAUAAUGAGCUUCCUUCUGUUGGUCUGCCCAAUGGUCUCAAGUCUUUAACUCAGGAUAAUAUUCCUCUUCCCAUUCAUCCCUGUGUGAUUGUGGACACCCGGGAUCCUCUUGAUGUCACUUCGGACCUUCUAGGAAAUGAUGUUCGCAUUGAGCGCAUUGACUCCUGCAUAGAUCUGAACAAAGCUUGGAAUGCUUUGGAACCUGCUCAGGACUGUCUGAGUUUCACAGUACCAGAAUCAAACUCAGAUAUUCUAGGAUUCAGCAUUGCAUCUCAGAUUACUACAGCCUCUUUAUUUGGUGAAAAUGCACAACCAACCCUUUGCAGCACGGUUGAUGUUCUUCCACAGAGAGUGCGAAUAGUUCCCAACACGUCACAUUUACCUCCACAAAACCAAGCAUGUGAUGGAUUUCCUCAAAAACAAGGUGUCACUAACUGUAAACACAGUGGAAAUGAACAGAUUUCACAGUUCAUGGCUGAACUGAGCAAAGUCAGUUCGCAUCGCAAUCCAUUUGAAUGUACACCUCAAAAACAAGAAAGUAUCUCUUUAGACUUUACAAAGAUGACUUCUCGGGUAAACACUGUUGAAAUGGUGAGGGAGGUUGGGAAUGAGGACAUGGAGAACUGGCAGUUCUUCAAAUCUUCAUCUAAACAACCACAAGUUGGCAUGAUCUCCCGCCUGUCAGCACCUACCACAAACAGUUCCUGUUGGAGUGAGACUGAACUAGAGCAGAAGGUAAAGGUGGACGGCUUGGGCCAUCACCCCCAAAUUAAGGUCAAGAACUUCAUUGCCAAAUCGAAGUGGGGUAGAUGGGGACUCCCUGAGGAUGAGGUGCGACUGUGGGGGGCUCAGAUUCUGUUAGCUUUGGAAAGUCUUCAUGAGCAGGGCAUUGUGUGCCAGGACCUCAACCCACGAAAUAUUCUACUCCGUAAUAGUGGGGAGGCAUGUCUUACGUACUUUGGACUGUGGACAGAAGUUCAGCCCGAAAUUAACCCAAAAGCAAUGGAAGAGAUGUACUGUGCACCAGAAAUUGGAGGUGCGUCGAAAAUCACUGAGGCGUGUGAUUGGUGGAGUCUUGGAGCUUUACUAUAUGAGCUUCUUACUGGCACGCCCCUGUGGCAGUGCCACCCUACAGGCGUUCAGCCUCAUACUCCGCUCCAUAUCCCAGAGUUCCUCAGCACUGCAGCCGCUUCGCUUCUCACAGAGCUGCUCCAGUUUGAUGCGUGUUAUCGUCUGGGAUCAGGAGGCGGUGGAGUGAGCGACAUCAAGUGUCAUCCCUUCUUUAACUCCAUCCCGUGGCUUACACUCGACAGUUCACUGACGCCGUAGUGCCUUCUGAAAGUAUUCAUCCCCUCUGUUUGUUUCUGCCUGCCACACCUCCAGAUAUUAAAGACGAGCACAGGUUUUCAUUCUGAGUCUGAAUUUCCCCUCUUUUUUUUUCAAGAGCACAUUUAUGAAUGUUUACCACCCUGAAAAUAUUUCACAAUGUUGUGAAUCUUUAUUUGGCCGUAAUGCAUAAUCCAUAAUAUGUUAAUCCGAACACGAACUAAGAGUUUUUUGAAAGUGCAGAUAUCAAGAUUUCAUUUUCAGCAUCACUUGUGGAAGUGUAAAACAACUAUAUUUUAAUUUGAUGGGCAGAAACAAUGAAAGUGGGUGAAUCUUUCGAGAAGCUCUGAAAGAUCACACAGAGUUAAAAAGUCCCAAAGACCUCUGGACAGGAGGAUCUGUGGUUCAUUGUUGUGCUAUUACCACCAUCUGGUGGCAGCAGGAGUAAUUUCUCCACAUCAGCAGUUUUCUACAUGCUUGCAGUUAAAUCAGUUGUCUUCAAAUGUCUGGAAAAUGAAGUUCUUUGUCCCAGUUUUCCUCACUUCGUACAGAAAUUGACCUGCAUGAAGCUGCAGAAAGCAGACGGGUCGAUCGGCGCACAUUUGGGGCAUUAUUACUUUGCACAAAUGCAAUAUUAAUGAACACCAGUCAUGUGUUCUGUCAUCUCCAUUUCUUAUGCAUUUGCAUUUAAUAAAAUCACUCAUUUCUUACUA
Messenger RNA from Carassius gibelio (silver crucian carp), 3931 nucleotides. It is a transcript of the gene rps6kl1, whose product is annotated as ribosomal protein S6 kinase-like 1. Gene Ontology annotation, molecular function: ATP binding; protein kinase activity. The record is from RefSeq and is a predicted model, not a curated record. The coding region runs from base 1074 to 3221 and encodes 715 amino acids. Gene Ontology annotation, biological process: protein phosphorylation. The transcript has 13 exons. Lineage: Eukaryota; Metazoa; Chordata; Actinopteri; Cypriniformes; Cyprinidae.